Molecule: messenger RNA, 2378 nt
Organism: Exophiala mesophila
Lineage: Eukaryota; Fungi; Ascomycota; Eurotiomycetes; Chaetothyriales; Herpotrichiellaceae
Exons: 1
Coding region: 237-1841 (534 amino acids)
Biological process (GO): proteolysis
Molecular function (GO): aspartic-type endopeptidase activity
Source: RefSeq, a predicted model, not a curated record
GGAGCUUCCAAGUUGGCCGCGCCAGCGCCACGUCAUUUUGACCUUCCAUCACCCAACCCCAGCACUAGGUCAAACGUUGGUCAAGUCGCUCGCUUGCCUUCUCGUCGUCAUGGACGAUGAAGCCUUUCCCUCUUUUUAUAAUCUGGCCUUGUUCCCCAGCCGACACCUGGACUUGCAUCUACCAGAAACCUAACUAGAACUUCUUUCCACCUCCCCUCUCACUACUUCGUGCUUUGAUGUUCUCGGGUCAAUUCGUCAUGGGCAAAUCCACUGGCUUUCUAUUGGUUGCAACAUGUCUCCUCUCCUCAAUACAUUCAACCUGGGCCAGCCCUGCCCCUGGAGUUGUUGGCUACAACUUUGAAAGACGACUUGUAGAUGUCUCCAAGGCUCCACAUCUUGCACGCCGUCAAUCUGGCACCGUCCUCUCUAGCCUGACAAAUGAGAUUCUGUUGUACUUCAUCAACGUCACGGUAGGCACCCCUCCACAGCCCUUCUCUCUUCAGCUCGAUACUGGCUCUUCCGAUCUCUGGUUUCCCGCCGACAAUGCCAAUGUCUGCCAGCAAAACAUGAACAACUGCCCUGUUGGAACCUACGAUGCCUCGGCCUCAUCAACCUUUGAGCAGCUUGACCUUCCAGACUUUCAAAUCUCAUACGUCGAUGGCACUCAGAUUGCCGGCGUCUACCUUUCAGACGUCCUCAAUAUUGGCGACACGAAGCUCACCAACAUGACCAUGGCUGCAGCUCUGGAAGCCAAUACUCGUGGAGUCGGCGUCAUGGGUGUCGGGUUCCAGUCUGGCGAGAGUUCUGCAUUCAUUCAGAACAAUUUUACCUAUCCCAAUGUCAUCAAUGUCCUCAAAGACCAGGGUCACAUCAAUGCCCUCGCCUACUCUCUGUGGUUGGAUGACUUGGAAUCCUCCACAGGCUCCAUCUUGUUCGGAGGAAUUGACACCAACAAGUUCCAGGGUGAGCUCAUCUCCCUUCCCGUCCAAAUCGAUAGUCGGAGUGGAGGGGUCACAUCCUUCACCGUCGCUUGGACGGGGCUCGUCGCCUCAGGAGGUGGCCAAGUAACGGACCUGUCCCCCCAAGAACCUCAACCCGCCAUUCUCGAUUGUGGUUCCACCUUGACGCUCUUGCCCGACGAUAUUAUCGACAACAUCUUCAAUGGCGUUGGUGUCUUGACCGAUCCCUCAUACGGAAAUGUCGUUCGCUGCUCACUCGCCGACGACGACCUGACCUUUUCCUUCCGUUUUGGAGGACAGAAUGGACCCAUUGUCAACGUCAGUCUGUCCGAGUAUGUGACUCCACUUCUGACCACGAACGGCGCCCAACCUACAUUUGACAAUGGUGAUCCAGCAUGUACAUUUGCCAUGCGAGCCGCUGGCAGCGAUCCUCUCCUCUUUGGCGAUUCGUUCCUGCGCAGUGCAUAUGUCGUUUAUGACCUGGAGAACCAGCAAGUUGCCAUUGCUCAGACCAAUUUCGACGCAGAGCCCCAGAACCAAAAUGUGCAGGCCAUCCAGUCCAAUGGCGGCAUCCCCGGUGUCUCAUCUACUGCCUCAGCGGCAACCGUCGCCCAGACCUUCUCUGGCAUCCCCGAUAUCACGGAAGCGACGGCCACGGCUACGGGUAGCCUUGCGGGUGGGACCUCAAGAAGCGCUACCUUCAAUCUCACUCCGACGACCGGCUCUGGAGCCUCGAGUACCGGCAGUGGGUCUGGAAGUUCCAAGACGAGCAACGCAGCCAGGUCCAAUAUGAGAAGCUUCGACGACACGACACAUGUUCUUGGUCUGGUCGCUUUACUGUUUUCUUGUAUGGUCCUAGGCGGCUCUUUUGUGCUGUUGUAGGCCAUCAUUGCUCUCUUUGAUAUGUGCACAACACAGUUUGUGUCUUUCAGGGUUCUGGUAUUUGAAGCGAAAACGCAUGUACAAGUCUUUAUUUUGGUAAAAUUUCAGGCAUCUCUUUUGACGAAUGAAAUGUUUAUCAUGGGAAGAGAAUGGGAGCAUCUAUAGGCCCAGACGGCUGGAGUCUUCGUGGAGAAAAGUACAAUUUCCACAGGUCAGUAGCAGUUAUAGAUGUAAUCCUAGAUGGUGACUUGUCAUAACUCUGACAAGUCCUCGCUGUGGAACGUCAUCAGGCCUGAUGACAGACACGAUGCGUAUAAAAUCAAAGUCCAUCGCUCCCAAAAGAAAGCCAAUAGCCUUGACUCGCCCAUACUUGGAUCAGUGGCAGAUUGGCAUAACACAUCAGCUUACUCGUUGACCGUUUCCAACGGCGAAUGAGGAAAAGGAAACUCGGCGGCCGAUGUAAACGACGCACCAGUCAAGAUGGCGCCUGAGCCGCUCAAGUCGUCGGUGCCGCUCGAGCCAACACUCAACCAAGGC